AUGGUUGUGUCUUGGUACCGUAUUGUGCUUCCUAGUACCGUACAGUACCGUACCAGACGGGCUGAUUCUUUCGAUCAGCUCUUCUAUUUAGAACCCCCAGGCGAACCUUGCUACUUUUUCCGCCCAUUCGUUUCGUCAGCCGGUCCUGGUGACCCUGCGAUCGUCCGGCAGGGAGAGCUUGAUUCUGUUCCUUUAUACCGGUGCUUUCUCCGUUUGGGUGGACAGCGGAAGAUGGCGUAUGCCACCUCCGCCCCCUCUGCCUUCAAUGGCGAUCUUCAUCCGAAUCUGAAACUUGUAACCUCACUCCCGAAAUUUAGCCAGCUACAUCAUGCUAUCGCCUCUCUCCCAUUGGGAGUUCACUCCUCUUCCACAACUUCAUAUUCUUCUUCUCGCACUUCCAGCCCAUUACAUACUCCUCAAAACACCUAUGACCCUCCAAGCCCCAUGAGCGCAUCUUUUCAGCAUACGCCGGAUGUACUCCGAGGGAGAGUGGAAACUGCUCCGCUUCCUUGCCCUACACCGCUGGAUCUGGGAGAAUCUGCAAUUGGGAUUAUUCCAAGCGUUGCAAACUCCGUGAACUCAGCUGACUCCUCCGGUUCGAGCAACAAAGCCCCUGGUUUGAUGCGGAGGAUCUCUCGGGGUGCAGCUAGCAAGUUUACCAGGAGGCAGUCCGUUUCUCGCCAGAACAGGCGCGACCAUAGCUCGGGCCCUGUGAUCAUGCGCAGACGAAGCGACAGUAGACCGGGGAAUCGGAAUAUUCGCGAGACCGCACUUGACAUAGAUGACGAUGAUGUCGAUAAUGAGCCUCUGGGUGCUUUGGUUUCCAAUCCGGCGAGUGAGAAUUGCAUGCUACCCGUUCGCGAUGGCGGUGCGAUUGCGCCAAAGGUCGACUCGUCUAUCCAGUGCGGCACUGUUCUGACGAAGGUAACGAAGAAGCGGAAGAAGCAAGUGCGGUUCUUCCUGGACUUGGAUACGGCCAAGGUCUUUUGGGACUUCUCGAACCAAACAAAACGCUUUUAUAUCGACGACAUCAAAGAAAUCCGUACUGGUGCCGAUGCUCGCAACUACCGCGAGGAGCAUGGGGUACCACAGGAUGCUGAAAGCCGCUGGUUCACCAUCAUCAUUUCAGAAUCCGAGCGAUCCAAGGAGCGACCAUACAAAACUCUACAUCUCAUUGCGCCUGAUCAAAUCACCCUGGAGCAUUGGACUACUACUCUUGAACAUAUCUCGCGUUAUAGGAUUGGCCUUAUGGCUGGCCUGGCUGGAUCUGGCCAGAGUGAGGCUGUUCUGAAAGCUCAUUGGCAACGCGAGAUGGCAAAAUUAUUCCCACAGGGACCCAAGCAAGGCGAGGUAGAAAGUCUUGAUUUUGAAACCAUCCAGAGGGUGUGUCGGAGUCUGCAUAUUAACUGCUCAAAGAAUAUGCUUCGUGCACAGUUCUCGAAAGCCGACUGUGGAAAUACGGGCAAGCUUACAUUCUCCGAGUUCAGGGACUUUGUUGCGCGGCUGAAGGAGCGGAAAGAUGUGAAGUCCAUUUAUAACGAAAGUGCUUCGGAUGCAAGUCAGGGCCUGUCCCUGACUGAAUUCUUGGCGUUUCUUCGCGACGUGCAGAAGGAAGAUGUCGAUUCGGAUCGAGCCUACUGGGAAUCGAUCUUUGGAAAAUUCGUUCGAAAGUCUAAAUCGAGGGCCCAAAGCCUUCCCGGUUCGCCAAACCUCCAAGAUACGCAAAUGAGACUAGACGCUUUCUCUUCGUUUUUGGCAUCUGCCUACAAUGGAGUUUACUCGUCCCAUCCUCCCAGGUCGAGGUUCGACCGUCCACUUAACGAAUACUUCAUAUCGAGCUCUCACAACACGUAUCUUCUGGGGCGACAGGUCGCUGGUGCCUCGAGCACGGAAGCAUACGUCACUGCAUUGCAGCAAGGGUGUCGCUGCGUGGAAAUUGACUGCUGGGAUGGUGCAGAUGGCCGUCCCAUUGUAUCACAUGGAAGAACCAUGACUAGCAGCGUUCUAUUCGCAGACUGUAUCUCGGUGAUCAACAGAUGUGCGUUCACCUCGUCAGACUUUCCCCUUAUCCUGUCUCUUGAGGUACACUGCAAUCCAGAACAACAAUUCGCAAUGGUGAAGAUCAUGAAGGAUACGUUUAAGGAUCAGCUUGUACUUGAGCCUCUGUUGGCAAGCAAUAUCCUUCCGUCUCCGGAAGAGCUCAAGGGCCGUAUUCUAGUCAAGGUCAAAACGUGCGACGAGGGUGAAGACCUUCAACGUCGAGCUACUAGCCCUGAAAUUAUCGCGGGUCGUAAACGGAGUUCAAGCUCACCUUUUAUGCGCCCGACUCAAUCAGAGACGCAUGUCCCUGCCUCUCUUCCCUCAUUGUCCAGUCCACCGUCAUUUGGUACACAGGAUGCAAUCGGCCCUCUUCUCGCCCGCCAGAAACGAUCACCGACAUCUGCUAGCUUAAGCAGCGCGACAGACGAUAGCGAUGGUGCAUUGAUGUCUUCUGUCAAGUUAGAAAGGAAGAGACGCCAGAAGAGUAAGAUAACGAAACCGCUUUCUGACUUGGGUGUUUAUACACGAGGGUAUAAAUGGCGCGGUUUCUCGUCCCCGGAGAGCAAGCGGUUCAACCAUGUGUACUCAUUUGCGGAACGAUCGUUCGAGGGCAUAUGCCGCGACUCGGAUAACAAGGCGCAGUUGGAGAUACACAACCGUACGUAUCUCACGCGAGUAUAUCCAUCGGGCUUCCGAUUACGAUCCUCCAAUUUCGACCCUAACAAAUUCUGGAGGCGUGGUGUACAGAUGGUGGCACUCAACUGGCAGACGUACGAUAUCGGCAUGCAGUUGAACCAAGCCAUGUUUGCUGCUGGAAGCGAUCGUACCGGCUACGUUCUCAAACCCGAUAGUCUACGUGCACCGGGUGUGGAUGGUGAUCCUAAGAAGCGGAAGAUGGAACGGAAAGUUGUGCGGUUUUCUGUCGAUGUGAUUUCCGCUCAACAACUUCCCCGACCGCGCAGUCUCGGCCCUGACGACAACAUCAACCCCUAUGUGGAAAUUGAGAUGUUCAGUGCGGACGAUCGAGGGCAAAGCCUGGCUUUCGGCGAAGGUGGUAUGAAUGCCUCUGCACGAAAUGGCAUGUCAGGGCUUGGUUUCCCACAUCGUCGACGGACGAAAAUCGAACAGAGUAACGGGUACAGCCCAAUCUUUAAUGAUCGCUUCAAGUUAUCGUUGGAGACGAAGUAUCCCGACUUGGUGUUUGUGCGAUGGGUUGUAUGGAGUUCCUUGGACGGACGCAGUGCAGGGAAUAAUAACAGCGUGCAACUUGCAACUUUCACUGCGAAGCUCAGCAGUCUGUCUCAGGGGUACCGCUACCUACCUCUUUACGAUGGCAGCGGGGACCAGUAUCUGUUCUCGACUCUGUUCUGCAAAAUCACCAAGGAGGAUCCAGUGCCUGUUCAACGGCUAGGUCUGGAGGAGCUCCGGGCGGAGCGAAUGGGUAUCCUUCGCCAAAUUGGACAGACGGUGUUCAAACGCGGUUCAUCUUCGGAGCGAGAUAAAGAUCGACCGCAUGACAAGGGCGUCGAAAUGCCCGUGAGCACCGAGGAAAGGGACAGUUGUCCUUCAUUGACGCCGACAGUUUCUGCGACAUCUGCAUCAUCGUUGCAGAUUUGA
Messenger RNA from Monascus purpureus, 3657 nucleotides. The record is from the annotation of a GenBank genome assembly. NCBI's taxonomy places the organism in Eukaryota, Fungi, Ascomycota, Eurotiomycetes, Eurotiales, Aspergillaceae.